Molecule: messenger RNA, 1549 nt
Organism: Alternaria rosae
Lineage: Eukaryota; Fungi; Ascomycota; Dothideomycetes; Pleosporales; Pleosporaceae
Exons: 2
Coding region: 134-1180 (348 amino acids)
Molecular function (GO): oxidoreductase activity
Source: RefSeq, a predicted model, not a curated record
UUGCCCCGCUCGAUGCAAAUCUUCAUGACGCAUGCCUGCUUCCACGCUAUAAGAUAACGAGCACAGCGCGCGCGCCGGCCACAUCAAACCCAUUGAAACUUUAUCGCGAAGAGCUUCGUUCAAAUCAAACAAUAUGGCAUCCACGAUGAGGGCCUGGCAGUACAACAGCACAAAAGGCGGUAUUGAGAAGAACCUCCAGAUCAAUGAGGCCGCGCCACAACCGGUGCUUCACGAUGAACAAAUCCUUGUCCAAGUUCACGCUAUGGCAAUCAAUCCCGUCGACCACAAGGUCACCGAAGGCCCAAUGCCACUACGACUGGUAGGCUCCGACAUCACCCCAGGUGCCGAUUUCUGCGGCAAGGUCGCCAAAGUAGGCAAGAAGGUUGACGAGUACCAAAUCGGCGAAUUCGUCUUUGGCGCAAAAGUCGGCGCGUUGACAGGAGGAAGCAUGGCGCAAUACGUAGCCGUGGAAAGAGAGAUGCUGGCAAGGUUACCAGAAGGCGUGAAGGUCGAAGAUGCAGCAGGCGUCGGCAUCGUGGGACUGACCGAAUACCAAGCCAUCGCCCCAAACGUCAAGAACGGCGACAAAGUCUUCAUCAACGGCGGCUCGGGCGGAACCGGUGUGUACGGCAUCCAGAUCGCUAAAGCGCUGGGCUGCCACGUGACGACCACCUGCUCUACACCCAACAUCGACCUCUGCAAGAGCCUAGGCGCAGACGAAGUCAUCGACUACAAAACCAGCGACGUGAUCGAAACACUCUCCGCCAAAGGCCAAACCUACGCCCUCGUAGUCGACAACGUCGGCACACCACCCAAUCUCUACAAAGCCGCAUCCGCCUUCCUCACGCCAGCCGGCAAGUUCGUCCAGAUCGGCGCGACGAUGAACGUUGCUAGCAUCAAGAGUGUAGGCUCAAACAUGCUUUUACCGGGUUUCCUGGGUGGCGGUAAGAAUAGCUACCAGCUGUUGAUGGCGAAGCCGUCGUCGGAUGCGCUGAGCCAGAUUGGUGGAUGGAUGAAGGAGGGGAAAGUGAAGGCUGUGAUUGAUGAGGUGUUUGAGUGGGAGGACGCGCCUAAGGCGUUUGAGAAGUUGAAGACUGGGAGAGCGAAGGGCAAGAUCGUUGUUAGGGUGCCGCUGGAUUUGGAUAAGGCGAAGGAGAAGGCUGAGGUUGGGGGUGCUUGAAGAAGUGCGCUUCUAUGGUGUGUCGGGGCCGAACUGUUCUGUCGAGUUAUCAUCGGAAGAAUGGACUUGAAGAAACUUCCUUCGCUCUCAUGCUGCUAUGUACGACCAUCCCAUGUUCGCUGGGCUGCCUCGUUCUACCCGAAUUGGUACCCAUUGCCAAGGGGAUCUUAGCCAGACCUAAGACAUCAUUCACGCCGCCAGCACAUUCGUCAAUCCCGGUGCUUGCCUAAACCAUGGUACGCAUACACCUACUUAGCUUGCGGCUCUGUUAUGUUACACACCGAGCACACGUCAACUAUACAUCGCGAUAGACCUGUAUAACUCAACCCAAGCAUCCACAUUACCUCUGCCGUGGCAACCUUUUACCCC